AUGGCAGCCCUUGGCGCCUCCCAAAACAUAACCACUCCGAGAAAACAGCUCCCAGGUGGAAGAGUUCGGAUCCGCUUGAUCAUCCUCAUCGUCGUUGAAAUCGGUAGCCCGUUCAAAUGCAAUCAUCGAUUGAUACUUGCUGCAGCUGGCUUCCCGCAAAAUUCCCAGCUAAUGCGAUUCGGCCCCACCCCCGCCAAGCCUUUUCAAGUGUGGGUACCCAAGCCCCGAAGUGCGUGGAAGCCCGCGCCCGGGUCCUCCCGCUGGAAGCUGCCAACCAAGCCGCGAUCUCAUUCUGGUGAUGGGUAA
Molecule: messenger RNA, 306 nt
Organism: Puccinia triticina
Lineage: Eukaryota; Fungi; Basidiomycota; Pucciniomycetes; Pucciniales; Pucciniaceae
Exons: 3
Coding region: 1-306 (101 amino acids)
Source: RefSeq, a predicted model, not a curated record